This is a messenger RNA of Amborella trichopoda, 481 nucleotides long. RefSeq lists its product as uncharacterized. The record is from RefSeq and is a predicted model, not a curated record. NCBI's taxonomy places the organism in Eukaryota, Viridiplantae, Streptophyta, Magnoliopsida, Amborellales, Amborellaceae. Gene Ontology annotation, biological process: mitochondrial respiratory chain complex IV assembly. Gene Ontology annotation, cellular component: respiratory chain complex.
AACUGGCUCCCAAACACCAUAAAUACCCCUUUAUCCCCUCGCUAACUUUUCACUUUACUUUUGCCUAACUUUCCCACGCUUCAUUUGCUCAUCACUCCUUGUUAUGGCUUCAUCUUCUUCUACUGCUUCCUCCUCUCUCGGCCGUUGGAUUUCGGAACACAAGCUCACCACAGUGGGCUCUUUGUGGGCUACUGCAUUGGGCGCCUCCUAUGCUUAUUCGCGUUCAAGGACACCAUUGAAGAUGAGCCUACGGCUCAUACAUGCUAGGAUGCAUGCACAGGCUUUGACUCUAGCGGUGCUAUCAGGAGCUGCAAUCAUGCAUUAUUGUGACACUAAGAAUGAGAAGGAUGAAGGUGUUUUGGAAGCAAUAAGGAACUCCUAAGUGUAUUCUUGUAAUUAAUGUUAAUGUACUAUCUCUUAAGAGUGUGGCUGUUUCCUUUGAGGAUAAAUAUCAUAUCCAUAUGAAUUUCUUCUCGCGUUA